Labrus mixtus (cuckoo wrasse) is the source of this 509-nucleotide messenger RNA. RefSeq names its product presequence translocase associated motor 16 (gene pam16). Gene Ontology annotation, biological process: protein import into mitochondrial matrix. The coding region runs from base 83 to 430 and encodes 115 amino acids. The transcript has 4 exons. Gene Ontology annotation, cellular component: TIM23 mitochondrial import inner membrane translocase complex. NCBI's taxonomy places the organism in Eukaryota, Metazoa, Chordata, Actinopteri, Labriformes, Labridae. The record is from RefSeq and is a predicted model, not a curated record.
UUCUGGUUACUAUUAACUAACAUGUGAUGGUUGUAUUCUUUCUUCUCCUCUGCAGGCUCGAUAUCUCGCACAGAUCAUCGUGAUGGGAGCACAGGUGGUGGGCCGUGCCUUUGCUCGUGCUUUACAGCAAGAAUAUGCAGCUAGUCAAGCAGCAGCAAAGGCCAGGGGCCGUUCAGGUCAGCAGUCGGCUGCUGCCUCUAGCAUCACUGGGAUGAGCCUGCAGGAGGCACAGCAAAUCCUCAACAUCUCUACACUUAGUCCUGAAGAAAUUCAGAAGAACUACGACCACCUUUUUAAAGUCAAUGACAAGUCCGUGGGCGGUUCAUUUUACCUGCAAUCAAAAGUGGUGCGAGCUAAAGAGCGUCUAGACGAGGAACUAAGUAUCCAGACACAAGAUAAGCAGCCACCAGAAAGAAAUACAGAAACAUGAAACAUGAAAUGAUGCUCACCCUGUCUUUCCUCUCCCCAUCCUCUGUAAAUUAUAACCUAAUAAAAGCCUUUUUUCUGUU